This is a messenger RNA of Chenopodium quinoa (quinoa), 980 nucleotides long. RefSeq names its product 17.6 kDa class II heat shock protein-like. The transcript is spliced from 2 exons. Gene Ontology annotation, biological process: protein complex oligomerization; response to hydrogen peroxide; response to heat. The coding region runs from base 39 to 563 and encodes 174 amino acids. Lineage: Eukaryota; Viridiplantae; Streptophyta; Magnoliopsida; Caryophyllales; Amaranthaceae. The record is from RefSeq and is a predicted model, not a curated record.
AUGAGCCCUUAAUAAAGUCAAAAAAUAAUAUCAGAUUAAUGGAGGAAGUGGCAAAAGAAAUGGAGAAAGUAGGAUUAGUGAAUGAUAAUCAUGAUUAUGUAAGAGAAGAUCAUGAAGCAGAAGGAGAUAAUCAAGGGAAGAUGAAUGGUGGAAAGAAGAAUGAUCAACAGAAGACAACAUUGAGAACACCAGCUGAUAUUUAUGAACACCCUUCUUUUUACUCCUUUAUUCUUGAUAUGCCUGGUCUUGAUGCUCACAACAUUAAGGUGAAGGUAGAAAAAGGGAUACUUCAUGUAUCAGGAAAGAAGAAAAAGAAGCAGAUCAUCGGCGAACCGACGACAACCGGGAACGAGGGGGUGAAGGUGAUAAGGAUAGAAAGGAGGAGAGCAAGGUACAUGAGGAAGUUUACAUUGUCAGCAGAUGCUAACCAUGAAGAUAUCAAGGCAGCUUACAAAGAUGGAGUGCUUUCCAUUAUUGUUGCCAAGAAGACUAACAAGCAGCUGUCUUUUGCUGAUGUUGAACAGUCCAAUCCCAACUCUCUUACAAAUAUUACCAUUACUUGAUAAAUUGACAUAACAUUCUUUGUUUAUGUAUACAACAAUAUUCUUGAAAUCAUUCAUUUAUUGGUUUUGUAAUUUAUGUAUUGUGUUUUACAUGGAUGUAUUGUGUAAUUAUUGAUGUAACAUAUUGUGGAUUGAUAAUAGACACGACAGAGUACAUCUUAUUACAAUAGCGCAUUCUUUAGGGGCGAAUUCCAUGCUUUUUAUUUGGACUUAUUAUUAUGGACUGCAUUCCAACGGGUUAAUUUCUUCCUUUUAUGACAUAAAAACUCUAGUAAAAAAGAAAAAAAAAUUUCAAAGUUUAUCUUUUGAAUAAUUAUAGGAAAUAAAAUCUAAUGUAUGGUUUUAAGGAAAUUAUUAAUAUUUCCUUUUUUAAGUGAAGGGUUUAGGGUAAAAGUCUUAUACUUCCUCCGUUCUUUU